Molecule: messenger RNA, 3333 nt
Organism: Saccoglossus kowalevskii
Lineage: Eukaryota; Metazoa; Hemichordata; Enteropneusta; Harrimaniidae
Source: RefSeq, a predicted model, not a curated record
AUGGCGGCUUCCGUGACGGAAUCACCGGGUGAAGAUCUGGAGGAUUUCUCUCCAAGAUCUCGACAGCAUGGCGACCGCAAGUUCUACAAUAUACCGGAGCAGCUCGAUGAACACAGUGCCCAUGACCGGAAAUCAAAUAAAAAACGUGACGAUGUUAAAUUCUUCCAGUAUAUCGACGAAAGUGUGAUCGGCAGAGAAACCACGUUUUCUGGACCGUACGGAAGACGCAAAGUGAUAUACUGUGAUUAUAUAGCAUCAGGCAGGUCAUUAAAGUUUAUUGAAGAUUAUAUCAACAGUCAAGUGCUUCCUGUGUAUGGUAAUACUCACACAACAACAACAGUGACAUCACUCCAAACAACGCUGUACCGGCAUGAGGCAAGGGACAUCGUCCGCAAUGCAGUCAAUGCCAGUGAACAUGAUGCAGUUAUAUUUGUUGGAAGUGGAUGUACUGCAGCCAUACAUAAAUUAAUAAAUGCUCUUGAUUUGCAACAACCACCGGUUGUGUUUAUUGGUCCAUAUGAACACCAUUCUAAUAUUUUGCCUUGGAGAGAACUGGGUGCUGAGGUUAUACGCAUAAGUGAAACAUCUAAUGGAAUAGUUGAUAUGAAAUGCCUUGAGGAGAAUUUAAAGAAAUGGAAUGAUUCAAGCAGACAGUUGAUUGGUUGCUUUGCUGCUGCUUCCAACAUAACAGGCAUCUUAUCAGACACCAUUGCAAUAACCAUAUGUCUACACAAGUAUGGAGCGUUAGCAUUCUGGGAUUAUGCAACAGCAGGUCCAUACGUCAACAUUGAUAUGAAUCCUGUCGCAAUAAGCUGUGACCAGUCCCUUGUUUAUAAGGAUGCAAUAUUUCUCUCUCCGCAUAAGUUUGUUGGUGGUGUUCAAACGCCAGGUAUUCUUAUUGCAAAGAAGAAUUUAUUUAAGAAUUCUGUGCCAUCAGGUGGGGGUGGAGGUGCUGUGUUUUUUGUAACCAGGGAAACACAUCGUUAUCUUCAACAAGUUGAAAUGAGGGAAGAAGGAGGAACUCCUGAUAUAGUUGGAUCCAUCAGAGCAGGUCUAGUGUUUCAACUCAAAGAGGCUGUUGGAGCUGACGUUAUAAUGAAAAGAGAGAGUAUACUGUGUAGGAAAGCACUUGACUCUUGGAAAACCGCCUCCAACUUGAUUAUUCUUGGUAAUGUUGAUGUGCCUCGAUUACCUGUCUUCUCUUUUCUAAUCCGCCACCCUACAACAGGGCAAUAUUUACAUCAUAAUUUCAUCUGUGCCAUACUUAAUGAUGUCUUCGGAGUCCAGGCAAGAGGUGGAUGUGCAUGUGCUGGUCCUUAUGCACAGGACUUACUUGGGAUUGAUGAGGAUUUAUCAUUGAAAAUUGAAGCUCUGUUAUUAGAGAACAGCCGUCUGGAUCGUAUUCACUUACGAAGAUAUCAUGAAUAUUCAGAGAGAGAAAUCCUGAGGCCUGGGUUUGCCCGUCUGAACUUACCUUACUUCAUGUCAGAUGAAUGUGUAGACUUCAUUAUCAAAGCUGUUGCCAUGGUUGCAGAACAUGGCUGGAAGCUUCUACCACAGUAUAUGUUCAAUCCUGAAACUGGAGAAUGGAAAAAUAGAGGCCACCAAGUCUUUCAAGACAGGAGAUGGCUUGGUCAUAUAACCUACAGUGAGGGACGAAUGCAAUAUUCAGAUUCAAUGCAAUUUAAAGAAAAGGGAAGGCUACCAAACAGCUGUGAGGAGUGUCUGAUAUUUGCGAAUGAUAUAUUUGUCAAAGCUAUAAAGGUUAAAGUUCAGCUUCCAGAUCAGUGUCUUUUAUUCGAUCAAGAAGCUACAAAACUGAGAUGGUUCAUGCUGCCAAGUGAAGCCUUAGCUAUUCUCAAGAUUAAAGAUUCAUGUUUUGAUGAGAAACAUGUUCCGUUUCAUCCUCCUUCACAGCAGCAGCAACAGACGCAGAGUCCUGAAACAGACAUGAACAUUCAUGAUCAGGAUGAAUUCAGCAGAAGGAGAAAUUGUGAUAUAGUUUAUGCAAACACAGACAUAUUUGCUGCAUCAGUUGAGGAUGGUUUUACAGCGUUUGGUGAUAGGCAUAAACCUGGAGAUGUGAAAGGACGCAUAACUUCCCAGGGUCUGACAAACAUCAGGGAUAACCAAAUUGAUUCUCAAGCUAGCAUCUCUAACAUUCUAGAUCAUCUUCCAGUCCCAGCAAAUCUUAUUUCAGCAGACACUGAAACAGAUGGCUUGACCACAUCUUCUUCUAGUUCAUAUGAGCCACAGUUAUCUGAGAGAGCCAAUAGAAUAGACAAUAAGCAUGAUGAAGUUGUAAAUGAUGGUAAAACUGGAAAUACCCAAUCAAUGAUCAAUGCAGAUAUAAGUACUUUACAGGAAGAAGAAAUUGCUUUAAGUUUACCUUCCAGUGAAUUAAUUACAUGUACAUUGCCAGAUAAAACGACUGUUGUGAAACAGGAACAAAAAAUGUCAGUGGCUAUUCAGCAUCCAUGCAAGACAGAGACAAAAAAGGCAGAAGGUAAAAAAUCCAAGAUUGAUCCAUCCAAGCCAAGAUUCCAUGCACCACCAAAGAAUUUAUUUAAACCUGCUGUACAGGCACUAGAAGAAUACAACAUGAUAGAAAAUGGAGAUAAAGUACUGGUGUGUCUGUCGGGAGGGAAAGAUAGUUUAUCACUACUACAUACGCUGCGUCAAUAUCAAUUUUAUGCUAGCAAGAAGGGUAUAGAUUACAGUUUAGGAGCUGUGACUGUUGAUCCCCAGACUCCUUCCUUUGAUCCUAGUCCACUGAAAGACUAUCUCAAAGCCUUAAAUGUGCCAUACUUCUAUGAAGAACAAGGAAUUAUUGAACAAGCCAAACAGUUAGCAGUCUGUGAAUCGAUUUGUAGUUUUUGUUCUCGUAUGAAGCGUGGGCGAAUAUAUGCCUGUGCACGAAGGGAAGGCUACAAUGUACUUGCAAUGGGACAACAUCUUGAUGAUUUGACUGAAAGUUUCUUGAUGUCAGCAUUUCACAAUGGCUUGUUGAGAACUAUGAAAGCUAAUUAUAGCGUCAAAGAAGGUGAUUUGAGAGUAAUCAGACCAUUAGUUUAUGUACGGGAAACAGAUACUAGGUCUUUUGCUGAGCAGGUAAAAUUGCCAGUGAUAGCAGAAAAUUGUCCUGCUUGUUUUGAAGCACCAAAGGAGCGGCACCGGACGAAACAACUUCUAGCAGCCCAAGAGCUGUUAUUUCCCGAUCUGUACCAGAGUUUGCUUACAGCAAUGAAACCCUUAAUGUCAAAGAAUAGAACUGGGAUGGAAUCGGGGCAGAAUAAAUUGAAAACCUUGGGAAAUAGUGAUAGUGAAGUAUGA